ACAAAGGUCGACCGGAAUUCGGGCUUCGAUCAGGAUUUCGGAGUCUGAUCUCGAUUCUGGAUCUCCCCACUCGUGCCCAGCUCUGUGUAAUGCUCACGUGAUAUGCCACUGCUGCGAUUGCAAUAGCGAUUCGAACCGAUUGCACCGUCGGGACGAUGAUGAGGGGCGGAGCCGAGUGGGUGUCGUGCCGAGGCGGCCGGACGCUGGAAUUCUUGAGUCGACGCAGAGGAAUGUCUGUGGUCGAUUGGUCCGGACGGCCGACGAUGUUAGGCGAUGGUGCGGGGGAGAGAGUUUGUUUGGGGAACGGAAGCAGUGCGCAUGAUUUGGGUAUGUGUUGGAAGGGCGCCCGGAGCAGCUGCCGCAGCAGCCGGAUGUCGAUCAGAAGCGCCUUGUGUAUGGAAAAUGGAGGUGUGAUGGAGGAGAAACCGGUGCUUUACGGUUCAGAAUUGCAGGGCUUUGCAGACCGUGUGGCUGCUUGUAAUGGUGGCAGAGCAAGGAGUACAGAGUUUCUACCUUUCAAGAUUGACAAUUAUACACUUGGCUACAUACACCAUCGUUUGGCUCAACAUCUCAAACGAUUUUCGGAUGUGUUUUCAAUUGAAGGAGAUGAGGAUGUCAGCCGAAUCGCCAGCGGAAGCUCCAAGUUGAGUUAUGUGACCCUCGACCCAAGCCUGUCGUCCCCUGAAAAGCGCACUAAAGCAGUAGCCGGAGUUUUGGAAACUCUGAAAGGCGAAGGCUUAAUCACAGGUUGGCGUAACGAGCUGUAUCCAGUAGUUCAAAAUUAUGGAGAGCCACCUUUCUUCUUGAUGGAAAGAGCAGCAGCCAAGCACUUCGGGAUCAGAUCCUUCGGAGUUCACAUGAAUGGCUACGUCAACAUAGAUGGAGAAAAGCACUUGUGGGUUGCAAGAAGAAGUGACACCAAAUCUACUUACCCCGGAAGGUUGGACCACAUUGUUGCAGGUGGGCAGCCUGAAGGAAUCAGCUGUAAAGAGAACGUCAUCAAGGAAUGCGACGAAGAAGCUGGCAUACCUCGUGAUCUGGCUGCGAAAGCCGUGGCUGUAGGAGCUGUCAGCUACGAUGAGAUCUACGGAGAUUGCUAUAGCAGAGAUCUUCUCUUUUGCUAUGACCUUGAACUACCCCUGGAUUUUCAACCAUACAACAAGGAUGGUGAAGUGCAAAGUUUCAUGAGAGUACCCGUCUCUGAAGUGGUGAACGUUAUCAGAGACACGGAAGAAUAUAAGCCGAACUGUGCUCUCGUCAUCAUCGAUUUUUUCAUCAGACAUGGGUACAUUACCCCGGAGCAGAAAGGAUAUAUACAUUUGCUUCAGAGCUUACGCUCCGGAGACACGUCGUAGCUCCAUCUCAAUUAUGGACAUAUUGUCGAACUUGAAGCCCGUCAGGAAAUUAUUACUCUCGCUUUCAAGAGCCAGGAGAACAUGGCGCGAAGUGCUUCGCAAAUCAGUCCUGAAAGGGCAUGUCCUAAAUCGCGUUCCGUUUCUUCUUCUGCAUGUGGAGGUGGAAUUCAAAUGCUCCUCGGUUUCUCAACAGCCAGACUUAGUGUUGCAGUACCCAGCGCCUUUGGUCGAGUCGAAUGGCCCGAGUGGUACAAGCUGGCACCGAAAUGAUCGAAGCAAUUUGCCCCCGCAAUCACUGAUUUUCGAAGCAAACAAGCACCCAAUUCUUGGAAGACUUCCUCAUGAAUUCCAUCAUGGAUUCACGAAAUCCUAGCAGUUUGAUUGUAGAUCAUUCAUUUGGCUCGUACGAAGCUUAUUUUGCUUCUAAAUUUCGAUACGAACAGUAUCACUCUGUACUCCUAUUGACUGGAAGA
Messenger RNA from Marchantia polymorpha subsp. ruderalis, 1828 nucleotides. Lineage: Eukaryota; Viridiplantae; Streptophyta; Marchantiopsida; Marchantiales; Marchantiaceae. The record is from the annotation of a GenBank genome assembly.